AUGGAUAUUUGGUCAAGCACAGAUGCCAACCCCCCCCCCCCCCCCCCCAUGCAUGGAUCCCACCCCCACCCCUAGUAUAUAUGGAUCACACCCCCACCCUCUAUGUUAAUAGAUCCCACCCCCCACCCCCUAUAUCAUAUAGGUAAACAUAUAAGUAUCAAAUCUUACAAAUAAGACAUACAAGAAAAUUUUAGUUAAUUCAUAAAUGGAUUUCAUAAAUAGAUUCAAAUAAAUAUUUAUGAUCAUAACUCCCCCCCCCCCUCCCGUGAGCGAACAAAACCAUUAGAAAAAUCGCCAUUUUUUGACCAAAAACCCACCCUCCGUGAGUGAACAAAAAUUUUUUUAAUAGAAAAAAUUUUAAUGGAAAAAAAUUUUGAUAUAUAAGUGAUAAUUAGUAUAAUGAAAUCUAGAGCUAAUUCUGUUUAAUUUUAAAACAAAUUGCGUUUUAAAACAUAAAUUUUGCAAAUUAAAUUAAUAUUUGCUUCCCAAUUUUUGCAAAUUAGGAUUUUUUUAAAUUUCGAAAAAAAUAUAUUUUUAAUAAAAUUUAUAUAUAAAUUUUUUUUAAAAAAAAAAAUUAACCCCCCUCCGUGAGCGAACAAAAUUUUUUUGUUCGCUCACGGAGGGGGGGGGGGGAGUAAGUAUAUUUAGCAUAGACAGAUAUAGCCAAUAUAUUAGUAAUACAUUUAAAUAAAAUAAUUGCAAAAAACUUGUUACAUAGAAAGGAAUCAAUAAAUGACUCAAAAAAUAUUUUGAUAUUUCUUAUAAAGUCUUUUACUCCCCCCCAUUUAAUAACGAACACUUUUUUAGUUCGUUAUUAAAUGGGUCCAACUUAUAAAAUUUUUGGGAAAAAAAUAUAAAAAUUAUAUUAAAUAUCUAUGAUUUUUUAUAUAAAAAUUUCAAUAAAGGGUUAAUAAUAAAAAAGUCAAAUGAUGACAACAUAAAGAUAAAGCGCCUGAAUUCAUGCGAAAAAAUAACUAUUGCUAACUCCCCCACCUCCGUGAGCGAUCAAAACCAUUAGAAAAGUCCCUCACUUUUCGUGAGCAAACAAAAAUUUUUUUAAUAGAAAAAUUUUUUUAUGGAAAAAAGUUUGAUAUAUAAGCUAUAAUUAUUAUAAUGAAAUCUCUGCCUAGUUCUUUUUAAUUUUAAACAAAUUGCGUUUUAAAACAUAAAUUUUAUAAAUUCAAUUAAUAUUUGCUUUCCAAUUUUUGCGAAUUAGGAUUUUUUUAAAUUUCGUAAAAAUAAUAUUUCUAUAAAUUUAUAUAUAAAUUUAAAAAAAAAAUAAUCUCCUUCGUGAGCAAACGAUAUUUUUUGUUCACUUACGGAGGGGGGAGUAAAACACCAUCUUAAGAUUAAGCCACUAUUAGCUCUUAUUUUAUAUUCUUUGCUCGAUUAUGCUUGUCUUUAUCUUACUCUAACUACUCAAAAUUAAUAAACUGUAAAGACUAAAUUAGCUUAUAUAUAAAUUUUAUAGUAAAUUUUGUUCGUUAUUAAAUGGCCUAACUCCCCCCCAUCCUUGAUCGAACGAUGGCGAGUCGUUCGAUCAAGGAUGGGGGUUAAAAAAAAUUUUUUUGGGAAAAAAAUUUUAUAUAUAAAAUAAAAUAUAUAUAUAAAUUGUUUUUUAUUUACUUUUAAAUAAGAGGGUUAAGAGUAUUUAAUAAUUUUUUUUACAGCAAAAAAUUGAAUUAAUUACAUAAAAAUACCAAUUUUUUAUAUUUUAAUUUAUUAGUUACCCCUUUAAACUGUAUAAUUUUAAUUUGUUACUUAUUAAAUUAAAAUUUUGUUUUUUAAAAAAUUUUAAAAAAUCUCUAUUUUAUUAGAUUAUUGAGUUUUUAAGCCCAUGUUGAUGACUAAAAUUACUUUGAAUAGUUGAUUCCGAAGCUUUCUGUCGUCUCAAAGUCUCUGAAACAACUUCAUUAGGUACAUCUUCCCAAGCUUUUGCUAACUAUUAUAUUUUUAUAUAUAUAUAAAAAUUUGCAUGAUAUGAAAAUCGUUCGAUCAAAGAUGGGGGUUAAUUUCCCCAAUUUUUAGGAAUUUUUACAGUCAAUCGUUCGAUCAAGAUGGGGGGGAGUAAGGAAAAUUUUUAGGAAAAAAAAUGACGGUUUUGUUCGUUAUUAAAUGGCGGGGGGGAGCUAGCCUGCAUUCUUUAGAAAUUUUUGACCUUUAUAUGAUUUAAAACACGAGGUAUGUAUUUGAAGAUUCAUUGAAAAUAUGCUUCCUCGUUAGCACACUGCAUCCGAUUUUUUUUUUCAUCCCUAUGACUUUGAAUUUUUUAUGCUGUCAGCAAUUAAUAUGUUUUAAUUGCCUUUAAUACAGUUUACAUUAUAUAGGGGGGUGGGGGGGGUAGCAUCUAUUAAUGGAAUGGGGGUGUGGGUGGGAUCCAUAGAUGCAAGGGGGGUGGGGGGGUGAUCCAUACAUACUAUCUGAGGGGGUAGGGGUGUGAUCCAUACAGGGGUGUGGGGGUGUGAUGUAUACAUCCAAACUGGGGAGGUGGGGGGUAGGGGGGGUAGGGGAAUGGGGAUGGGGAUGGGGGGGUUGGCAUCUGUGCUUGACCAGAUAUUCUUAAUCCAAAAACUACAAGUUUUCAGUCUCAAACAUUUUCAGCAGAAAGACAUAAUAUUGAAUGCAAUUGUAAACAGAAUUUUGAAUUUACUAUUUCUCAUAUAAUCAGCAUGUAUUUGUCAGGAGAGCUUCUUUCUCACUUUCUUCCUGGCGAUGAGCAUAUAAUAGAAGGAAUUAAGCUAAAGCUAGAUAAACUCUCUAGUAUUCCAAAUGAUAAGCUUUCUUUAUUAAGCGAAAGUAUCGACCACGUUAUCUUAUCCUUUUGUGCAAAAUUACAUCAGAUUCCUCAAUCAGAAAUUUUAUCAAAAGCUACUAGGCUUAAAAAUUCAAAAAUUACUCAUUCUAUUGGAGCCCAUAAAUGUGAAAGUCCUAGGAUGGUAGAUGACAUACCUAUAAAGCAAUUUGGGGAAAAACAAGAAGUAUUAAUUCGCACUGAAAGCUUAGGACAAAUGAUUGAAGAAGAGCAAGCUAAAGGAUUGCCAGUCCUUUUCAUAUUAACAAGAUAUUUUGGAAAUAACGAAGAUCAAUGCAUAGCCUGAAAUUUAAAUGAAGAAAGCUUGAAAGUAAAUAAAUAUCCACUUCAUAAAAGAGUUGAGCCUUACAGCAAAUUAAGAUACAAAGAAAGCGCCCAAGAAUUAAAAUUGCUCAAUAAUUUUGAUACUUUAUUUUUGCAUUUAAGAAGGGCUUAUAUUGAAUUAUGUGAAAUCACAGGAAAAAAUGAAUUAGAAAACCCAAAUGAAGAAGGAUCACUGGAAAAAAUUUUAAUAGGACUUUUGGAGAAAAUAGAGAAAUUGAAGCACAUACAUAAAAUUAUUAGAAAAAAGUGCUCGAUUUUUAAAGAAAGGCUGCAUGAAAAAGAGUUUAAUAUAGGGUUUAAGGAAGGUGGGAGAGAAAAAACUUCUGAGGAGAGCAAGCACACAAAAAUAAUAUGGGAUAUGCAAAAAGAUAUGAAUGACUUUUGUGAAAAAGCUACACAGAUCCCAGAGUUAGAAAAUUUGAGUGAUAGCAUCGCUACUCAAGAAAAUAAAGAAAGCAAAGAAGGAUUCAAUAAUGUGCAAGAAUAUAAUAAAGCUCAAGAAUGCGUUAAAGACGAGACAAGUUCUCAUAAAAACAUAAAAGCAAAUAUAAAGACUAAAUAUUUUGAAGCUGAAUUAAAAUAUAAGGAAAACAAGCUAGAUGUUGAUGGUCCGGGUCCUGAAACAGUAAAAUCCAUUAUAAACCAAGAUGAAGUCCAGAUUGAUAAAACUGUUGCUUCAACAGGAGAAAGCAAGAAAAUAUAUAUUAAUGAGAGCAGCGAAAUAGAUAGAAAAAUGAAUAUCAAUGUAAAGUCUUUCAGUGCAAGAUUAGCUAGGGGGUCAGAAAAUCAGCCUGAAAACUUUAGUCAAAAUAUCGAUCCUAAUAAUAUAAAUGAGGAGAUAGAAGAAGAUGAAAAAAUAGAUGAUAAAAGCUUUGCUAAUAAAGAAGGAGAUAAAAAAAGUAAGGAAAUUAAAAAAGAUUCAGAAGAGGCCAAGAUCAAGCCUUUAGUUUUUGAGAAGUAUCAAACAAGAGAAAUUGAUGCUCCAAUAGAUGAGUCAGAAGUUGGUGAAAAUUUUGUUGAUAAAGGGAGAGAUGAUAAAAGUGAGAUAGUUAAAAACAGCUUAGAAGAGACUGAAAAUAAAAGUGAGAUAGUUAAAAACAGCUUAGAAGAGACUGAAAAUAAAAGUGAGAUAGUUAAAAACAGCUUAGAAGAGACUGAAAAUAAAAGAGAGAUAGUUAAAAACAGCUUAGAAGAGACUGAAAAUAAAUCUUUAGAUUCCAUAAAAAAUGAAGCAAGAGAAGUUGAUGUUCAUAUAGGGGAAUUCGACUCAAUUCUGGAAAAGGAUAAACUCCAAGAUUUGAUAGAAAAUGCUUCAAAGGAAAAGGAAACUGAAAGUGAAUUACAAGAUAGUUUAGAAUAUAAAAAGUCUUUGGACUUUGAAAUAACAAACACUGUAAAAUUUGAUAAAACUUCCUUUGAAGUCUCAGAGAAUAAUGAAGUUAAAGAUGCAAAGUUAACUGCUGAAACUGGGAAUGAAAAGCAAGUCAUCAAAGCAACUGAGGAGUCUGCCUUACUAAACGAUAGCCAGAUACCUAUAAUUAAUGAAAAAAAUAAGGACCUUAAUGACCAAAUCAAGAAAACUGUAGAGAUGAAGUGCUCUUUUAUCACUGAAAAAUCUAAAACUCAUAAUUCAAGUCUUUUGAACAGUGAAAAAAAUGAUUUAUCACAAAAUGUUAGUAGUAUGACUGCAGAAAUUAUUGAAGAAAAUAAUCCCGUAAUUAUUGAUCUCAAACUAUCUUCAGACGUCAAAGCAAGUCCUUGUGAAAUAAACGAAAAAACAAAAGAUGAAGAUUUGAAUAGGAGCAAUGAAUUAUUUUGUAGCUCAGAAGAUAAACAAAGAUCAAUUGAAAUGUCUAUAAAGAAAAAUUCUAAAGUUAAAGCAACGCUUGAAGAGGAAAAGGAAGAUACGAAGUUUGAAAAAUUACUUUAUGACAAAAAAUUAGAAGAAAAUAAAGAAAAUGAGUUGGAUAAGAAAAGGGGAAUCAAAACAAAGCUAUCAAAAUCUACAAAAGAAAUAGGUAAAACAAAAAAUGAGAAGUCCCAGCUAUUUGAUGAAGAAGCUCAAUUGAUACCAGAAUCUCCUACCAUUUCGGAAGAAGUUAAGCUAGCUGAUGAAAUAUCAAAUCCCAAAGAAGAUUUAAUCGAAAAUCAAGUCCCAGGAAGUGAAGAAAAUAUUGGAAGCGACCAAUUAGAUCAUCUUCGGAAAAUUCAGACUUUGAUGACAAAAAGAAUUAAGCAAAUUAAUAAGCCUAAAAUAGAAAUCCCUACUUCAGAACCAUCAGAUCAAGAUGAAGAAAAUUCCGAGUCAAAUACCCCUGAAGAAAAUAAGUCGGUAGGGCUGUUUGAUGCUCUUCGCGAGUUGAAAACCAGAUUAACUAAAAGAGUUAGGCAAGUUAUUAAGAAAAAAACCAUACCUAAGGAUUCUUCAACAAUUGAGAGCAAAAAUGAAAUGCUAACUCCUAAUGAAAUAAAUCAAAAUUUCAUCGAGAAUGAGCUUCCAAUUAAUGAAGCUGAAGAAGAUUUGCAAAGAGAAAUUGUAGAUGAAGGCGGGAAGAAGCGGAAAUUAACGACAAAAUUGCAGAAAAAGACAAAAUUUGUCCUGAAAAAAAUUAAAGCAAUUAAUGCUUUUGGAAAGGUAGAUAAAAGUGAUCCUCCAACACCUUAUGAAGUCGGUAAGACAGCGUCAUUGUCUUCAUUAAGAGAAGCUAAAACACCUUCACCUUUGCCAGAAGAUGCUGACUUAUCAUUUCCUAACAGAAGUGAGGGAAAGAGGAGAACUCAGCUAUAA
Blepharisma stoltei is the source of this 5924-nucleotide messenger RNA. NCBI's taxonomy places the organism in Eukaryota, Ciliophora, Heterotrichea, Heterotrichida, Blepharismidae. The record is from the annotation of a GenBank genome assembly.